Kogia breviceps (pygmy sperm whale) is the source of this 659-nucleotide messenger RNA. Lineage: Eukaryota; Metazoa; Chordata; Mammalia; Artiodactyla; Physeteridae. The record is from RefSeq and is a predicted model, not a curated record.
AUGGCACCGGGCUUGUAUCUGUCUCUCUCAGCCUCCCAGCCAACCCUGACCCAGCCGGACACACUGCUGGUCUUCCCAGGCCAAGUGGCUCAACUCUCCUGCAUGCUCAGCCCCCACUAUGCCACCGUCGGGGACUACGGCGUGUCUUGGUAUCAGCAGCGGGCAGGCAGCGCCCCCCGCUUGCUCCUCCACUACCGCUCAGAGGAGGAUCACCACCGCCCCCCUGACAUCCCUGACCGCUUCUCGGCAGCCACGGAUGCAGCCCAUAAUGCCUGCAUCCUGACCAUCAGCCCCGUGCAACCUGAAGAUGCCGCGGAUUAUUACUGCUCCGUGGGCUACAUACCCUAGGGGUGGGGUGUGGGAUGAGUGCCUUCUGUCUGCCUCUCACUUAUGCUCCUCACCUUGGGACCCUCCCUUUCUCUGAGCCUUGAUUUUCCUCCUCUGUAAAAUGGGUUAAUAAUCAACAUGUUAACAAUAACUAUUCUGCGGGCCAUGAGAUCCUGGCUGCAAAAGUGACCAAGGUUGGUCUGGGAGUGUCGGGGUAGGGAUUCUGGGGAUUGUUGCAGAAGAGGAAGCACCUGAGACCCUUGGGUGGGGCCCCACCUCCCUACCAGCCCCCAGGGAGCUCAGAAUGGUGGCUCUUGCCUUCCUGUGACUGG